Messenger RNA from Cyprinodon tularosa, 2027 nucleotides. RefSeq lists its product as uncharacterized. The record is from RefSeq and is a predicted model, not a curated record. The coding region runs from base 702 to 1739 and encodes 345 amino acids. Lineage: Eukaryota; Metazoa; Chordata; Actinopteri; Cyprinodontiformes; Cyprinodontidae. The transcript has 5 exons.
UUUCAAAGUAAAGCGUCCAAAGCACCAUAGCAACCACUGACAGCUGUUAAAGGAAAUGCCAAGAACUAAAGAUGAAGAAAAACUUGAGGGUUUCACCGUUAAAGCCCUCAACAAGAACUCCGUGGGUGAAGGCCCUCCAACCGCAGGGCUGUUUCAACAACGGCCGAUCAAACCCACCACCUUCGAGAGGGACCUCGCUGCAGCCUGCAGAAUGGGGCGGGACUGACCUUUCCGUCUGUCUCAUACCUUAUAUGGAAAUGGAACUAUUGCAUCCCGGAAAUAAAGGGGGCGCUAUUUUUAUAAUCACUAAUAUAAAUACCUUAAAGACGCGGGUUUAAGAGGAAAAGAAUAAGACAGAAAUAACUUUGAGAGGUUGUUGCAAGAAGGUUGUUGUUCGGCACAAAACCAACAAUGCAAAACUCACAGAGUAAACAAAAGAAUUCCAUAUCUUCAGAUGUGGCCUACCCUGUAGUGACACAUCUCACUUUCAUUGCCCGUACUGUUUUACAACUAUUGACAGAAGGGACAGGUUUGUUAAUCAUUUGGUUAACCACACAAUAACUUCCCAUAAGGUGUCCGACUGUGCAUCAGCCCAGGUGCCUAUCCAACCAGUAGCUACCAACAUCCAGGCAACACAGGCGCCUGUCCAACCAGCAGCUACCAACAUCCAUGCAACACAGGCACCUGUCUGCUCAGAAAACAUGGUUACAUGUGAAAUGUGCAACCUGCGCCUGAGAAAAAAGAAUCUUCGUAUCCAUUUGAAAAGAAAACACCAGGAAAAUGUGGAGCUGAUUUCACAAAAUCAUCAUUUAAGGAGUCAGUGUGUGGAUGCAAAAAAAGGUAUUUUUGCUGUAGAGAAAUCCUUUUAUGGUCCAUCAAGACCUAUACAUGUAAUAAAAAACACCUGGUCACAAUGUCACAGAUCGGAAUGUGAGCUUGACAGGUGUAAUGUGAUUGCACAGUUUGCAAAGAGAAGUGGGAUUUUGCCUUUUGAGUGUGAACACAUUCAAUCAUUACGCUUUUGUCCACGCGCCACAGAGGCAGAAGGACCUUUGUCUGAAACUACCCUCAACAUCCUGGUUGACAACUUAUGGUUCAGUCUUCAAAGAAAAGAACUUUUAAAAAAUCAGCAGGAGGCACUAUCAAAUAAUACGCCGUUUUCAGUUCUUCUUUUUGGCAGUGGGACAGACACAAUUUUUCACGUGUCUGUCUUAGAACCUAGAAUGGCGUUUUUCAGCAGACUUGGAAGGGUGAUUGUCACUUAUGACAAAAGAAAAAAUACCUGGCAUUGUGCAUGUACAGAGGGAAAAAGGUCCUGUACGCACAAGGCAACGGCAAAGUGGCAUCUCUUUGAAAAAAUGCCAGACAUGUUCGAAGCGGCAGUAAAUUUAGAGAAGGAUGUUAUGUGUGGGACAACAGCAUCAGGAUGUCAGGAGGAAAGUCGUUCCAUCACUGAUAAAACAGCAGAGAGGAUAAUCAAGUACUUGAUUUACCAGAAGAAAAUACCUGCUGAUCUUCCUGACUGUCUUAUCACCAGCAGUAGAGAUGCCAAAACUCUCAAUGGCUUCCCCAAACAUCUGAUCCCUUCAGAGACUGAAUGCACAGAAUGUGGACAGCACGUCAGACUUGGUGACCCUCAGCUGCUAUCUUCCACUGCUACAAUAUUGACUAUGACAGGAGUAGUUAAAGGUAUAUCAACAUACAGGAAGACUUGCCCCAACUGUUCCAUGGUUUACUGAUAUCAAGACUGGGAAGAUGGUAUCCACAACUUCAACGAUCACUUGCUGCUAUCCAUCCAUUUGUGUCUGGUACUGAGGAAUGCUUUGCAGUGUUGGGAUCCAGAGGCUUGCCCACCAGAGGGCGCCGAGGAUCCUCUCCUGACUGUCUGUUCACCAGUUUGGAUCUGGAGAUCUACCACCUGUCUCCAGCAGAGAGCGCUGUGGGUCUCCUGGGCUGGAGCCCUCAGCACACCUGAGGAUCAUCAGCCCAUCAGGAGACCUUCUACAUAAGCAGCAGUCAGACCUUCC